Molecule: messenger RNA, 1585 nt
Organism: Calliphora vicina (urban bluebottle blowfly)
Lineage: Eukaryota; Metazoa; Arthropoda; Insecta; Diptera; Calliphoridae
Gene: Vta1
Product: vesicle trafficking 1
Exons: 5
Coding region: 179-1066 (295 amino acids)
Biological process (GO): late endosome to vacuole transport via multivesicular body sorting pathway
Cellular component (GO): multivesicular body
Source: RefSeq, a predicted model, not a curated record
ACGAAACUUGGCAUUACUUUAUUAGUCAUUGCAAAUUUGCUCAUUCGGAAAUCAUAAAUUUAUAUUAUUGUAUUUGGGAAGUAAAUAAUAUUAAAAAAUUAAGGAUUUUUAAUAAGUUUAAAAGAAAACAUUUCCUAAAGGAAUCGAUAAUUAUAGUAUCAAAAGUAAAUAUUGGAGAAUGGAGUUACCAGCUUGUCCACCAUCGUUAAAGCAGAUACAGCACUUUUUAAAGUUGGCUCAAGAACAUGAUUCCAGAGACAUCAUAGUCGCAUAUUGGUCAAGACUCUAUGCUUUACAAGUAGGUCUUAAAAUAACCACCCAACAGCCGGAAGAAACAAGGUUACUCUUAGGUAUCAUGGAUUGGUUAGAGUCAGUGAAAAAGGAUAAUAGCGAAAAUGAAGCCAUUAGUAAUGAGGUUGCUGCUCAGGCUCACAUGGAAAACUAUGCAUUAAAACUGUUUCUAUAUGCAGACAAGCAAGAUCGCGAAGGUAAUUUUGGAAAAAAUGUUGUAAAGGCAUUUUACUCAUGUGGCGUUAUAUACGACGUGCUACAAACAUUUGGCGAAUUAUCAGAAGAAGCUCUUCACAAUCGUAAAUAUGCAAAAUGGAAAGCAGCUUAUAUACACAAUUGCUUGAAGAACGGCGAAGUUCCAAUACCAGGUCCCAUGCAAGACCAAUCUGAAGACAAUGAUAUGAACGAAGCUAUGGAUGCAACGAAUGAAAGUCCCCAAGAUACAGAACCUCAAGACAACGCAAACACCGAUAGUAAUGAGUCCGAUAAACCAACAAUUGAGGAUAUAUUGAAUAAUCCAAGCAAGUUACCAAGUCCACCUGUAGAAGAAGAAAAACCCGGAGGUUUUGAACCUUUCGUACCACCACCACAGCCACAUCCAGUGUAUACAGUACCAGAGCCUGUUGCUAAUUUACAAAUCACUCCAGAUCAGAUGUUAAAAGCCCAAAAAUAUUGCAAAUACGCCAGUAGUGCUUUGAAUUACGAUGAUGUCAAAACUGCUAUAGAAAAUCUGCAAAAUGCUUUAACUCUUUUAACCACUGGGGUGGAUAAUUAGAAUUGUUCUAUGCGAUAAAUAUAAAACAUUAAACAUAAAAUAACAGCUUAAAUAAAUAUCGCCUGUUUUUAAUAUUUAAAUAUAUUGGAUACAAUUCUUUGUAGAGAAGUACAUUCAGGCAAAAUAUAAACAAUCCGUUGCUGUAAAAUGGACCUAUGAUUACACAAUUUGAAAGUGAAAUGAAAUACUAACAUACAUAUGUAUAUGUAUAAAUAUUUAUGUAUACACAUAUACAUAAUAUUAUAUUAAAUGCACUAUGAUUUUCUCUUAAUGAGAAUUACAUUUAAUAAAUGCCUAAGUUAAACUAAAACAACCCUUUAUUGUAAUUAACUUUGUUAAAACGCUUUAAAUAAAAUUGACACUUGAUUCAGAUACCCGACCGGAAAACAAUUUUAAAAUUUUUAUAUGAUAUCAUUCUGUUUUCAAAUAAUUUUUUAGUGUUUUUCAUAUAAAACUUUUAAAAUUAUUUUUCGGUCGUGUUCCUGUAUCAGACCUUUUGGUAUUAUAAAUAAUACAAAA